AGAAGGGAGCCCUGUUCAGAGUGGUACGAAAUGAUACGUCAGCCCGCCGAGCUCUGAGGGAUGUCUGAGAGACGGCAGAGUUCAGAGAUGCAAAUGACUGUGGAACCUGCGUGAGGAGCUGAGGUGCCUUCCUGACAAGGCACCACAUGCCGUUAUGAGGACGACAGCAUCCCCGUGUCAUUCCAGGAAGAGGGCUUGGAGUGUGAUGCCCGGCACGCCUGUGCGCUGAGAGAGCCGAAUAAGGCUGCUGCCAUGAGAGGAAAGGCAUUUGUGAAACACCAUGUAGCAAGUACUUUCAUUGGGAACAUGUGCUCCUGCCAGAGGUCAUGACUGCUUGGUGCCCAUGAAAGUCAUAUUUUUAGAAUGUCAUGAAAAAUGGAGAAGUAUAUGAAAGGCAUUCUAGCUUUAGGAAUGCUGGGAGGGAUUUUAGAUUAAAGAGGUAAUAAGAUCUGCCUAGGCAGAGUGAGGAGAGAUGGCUUAGUAGUGAAAAAUAAAGUUAUCAGACAAGUAAGUGGCAAGCUGGAAAAUAAAAGUGUAUCAUUUGAAUGGCAGGAAGCCAUUGCCUGUUUUUCAAAAGCAAGAUAUUGAAGUUAUCAUACCUUCCGCGUCAUUUAACUUGAACGUUAAAGGAGUGAUCCUGGAGUUGGAGCAACAGUGGGAGGGAGAAAUUGUAGGAGUCCCGCUCAGAGAUUAGGGUCCAAUUUAUGAGUUUAUUUCAGGAGUUGAGGUUCAAGUGUAGGUUACCAGACAGUUCUCUGAGAGUGGAUGGAAGUAACAGAGGACAAAGAAGAGCUGCAGACCAAUGUCUUUUCCAUGGAAGGCAGACACGAUGUUCUGAUUGAGAACUUGAAAUUGGGCUGCUGUGGGGGUAGAGUGGAAAUAAGCCCCGUGUUCACAGCCUUAAGUGUGAGAUGCGGGUGAAGUGUCUGGAUUGUGGAGCUGAGCUGAAGGCGGUCAGAUUUAGAAAAGCGCUGUCCUCCACAGGUAAAAACCUAAAGCUAUGGGACAGGAUUCACUCUAGUGAGCCCUGCAGGAGGCCUUCUGCCCAAGGUCGGCCAGAGCUCAGAGGCCGUCUGGGACAGCUGAGGGGCGUCGCCCCCUGCCGUGUCUGGCCCUGAUGCCAGGUAUCAUCACUAUGUAGACUCACCAAAUCCAAAUGUUGAAGGGGAGGAAAUGGUCCUUACAGGUGUGACAGGCCAAGAUCUCAGGUUCUCAAAGAUCAACAGAGAUGCCUGCUGCAGUAAAGAGGCGUUGUGGGGCUCGGCGAAGAGAGGAGAGGCAGGCGUGAUCAUCCUGCCACAGCCACCCGAGCUGGGACCUGGAGGUGGGGAGACGCUUCUGCUUCAGCCAUGAGCCGGCAGCAGAGAGCCCGUCCGGCGCCACAGCCUCUUCCUUAGCAGGACUCAAGGAGUCUAGGCAAUGGAAGGACGCGGGAGUCCGUCACUGCACAAGACGCCCAGCUAUCUCCUGGUGCCUGUUGGCUGGCCUCUGGGGGUGAGAGUGAGAGCUGGUGGCCGAGCAGGAGCAGGUCAUGAGGACUUCCCUGGGCAUGGUCAGCCCUGCUGGUGGCACCCCCUAGAGGCCACACACCUGGCUCAAGAGCCCCUCAGGUCUCCUCUAAUCUCAGCACUCUGUCCUCCAGAAGCACAUCUCGCUUUAUGCUUUGGGGAGCGCUUGGCCCAGACUCCCUUCAGCUGUGGGCGUCAUGGAAGGCGCAGUGGCCUAUGGCAGCAUGGCAAAUGCUUUAUCAGAGUUCCGGGAUAGCAAGGAGGGAGGUGAAGAAGAUACCCUGUUAUGGAGGAGGACGUACAGCAAGGUCCCUACCUUCGUGGCACUUUUGCUUCUCAUGGGGCAUCUUUUAUGACCAAGACUGUCCAGUACCAAAAUGAGCUACAUAAAUUCCUAAUCUGGGAUACAGCUGGACAAGAACGAUUUCGUGCCUUAGCACCAAUGUACUACCGAGGCUCAGCUGCAGCUAUCAUUGUUUACGAUAUCACGAAAGAAGAGACAUUUUCAACAUUAAAGAAUUGGGUAAAAGAGCUCCGACAGCAUGGCCCGCCCAAUAUUGUAGUUGCCAUUGCAGGAAAUAAGUGUGAUCUUAUUGAUGUAAGAGAGGUCAUGGAAAGAGACGCUAAGGACUACGCCGACUCCAUCCAUGCCAUUUUUGUAGAGACCAGCGCAAAAAAUGCGAUAAACAUAAACGAACUCUUCAUAGAAAUUAGUCGAAGGAUUCCAUCCACUGACGCCAACCCACCGUCCAGUGGAAAGGGCUUCAAACUCCGAAGGCAGCCUUCGGAGCCGAAGCGGAGCUGCUGCUGACUGAGACUCGGCCUCCCGGCUCGACGAUGACGUAGGUGGUCCUGAAAGUUAGCGGGAGGGCUGGGGCCCUGUCGCCAGGGUUCGCCUCGCCAGUCUUGGAUCUUCUUUGGGCCACAAGGAUUCACAGGAACUGACAGGUUCUGUUUCCUCUUUGGAGACUGCAGCAAUAAUAUUUCAGUCUGUGGACUUCUAUUCUGUAAAGAAUCUCUGGUGUACAAAGGGACUGCAUCCUUGGCUUUUGACCUUGCUGAGAAGGAAUGUAUAAUUGUAUGGAUGGUAGGAUUCAGUUGUUGAGUAGUUUUGUAAUCAAGAUUUUAUGUAACAUUUGUAAAGGGAAAAUUAGCACUUUCGUGGUUCUUGAGGGGAAAAAAAAGACCUUGUGGAGAUGAUCAUUUCUUUGGUUUCCCGUUACCACUGUGAGAGGGAGUUGUGUCGUUUAGAAUGUGGUCGGUUAUCGUGAGUGGAGGGAUGGUGGUUAUUAUUAUUUGAAGCGAACAGGUUAUUUAUAGGGCUGAUGGAGGUGGCUGCUCCCCCGCCGUCUCCAAAGCGCUUUCCAUCAGGUACAUCAGCCCAGGACAUGCACAGUAAACUCACAGCAGCAGGUGCGUGCCCCACCCCACGUCUGCAUCCUGACCCUGUCACGUGCGUGUCACCAGGCAUGUCAUUGGCACCUUUUUAAGGAAGCUCUCACCAUCAAGAUGGUGGUGGUAGAGGAGCUGCCUGGAAUAAAUUAAAUUGCAGGUGUGUAAACUGACUAGCAGUGGUUACAGAGAGAAGAGGAGAGAAAGUAGAGAAGGUGAUAUAAAUGCUGUCAAUUCUUUAUUUAACUGAGGUAUUUUGGUGGGGGAAACAGUUAUCCGUUGCUUAGCAUAUGUAAAGUUGUAGUCUAUAUUUAUGAGACCAUUGCCUACAGAUUAUAAAUUAUGUAAAUACAUUAAUAAAUCCUAUGUUUCAUUCAACACUCCAUUUACUCUUGCACCGGGCCUUGCGUGUGCCCACCCAUUUCGUAGCCUGUGCACAGGAGGCUCCUUGAAGCACGUUUACAUGGUGUGAAAGCUUAGCGCGCCUGGCUGGCAGUGGGUAAGCGUUUCUCUGCUUUCCCUUCCGCCACCCCUCCAGUCGCAUCUGGAAAUCAUCAUGAAGACAUGCGCCACUUUGACAAGCGUGACUAGCCCUUCCUAGCCUUGGGGGAAAAGAUUAAGCUCCUGAGCUCACCUCAUGUACCGUGGUCUUGGUAAUAAGUUUCUUUUAGCUUUCUUUUUUUUUCUUUUUUAGCUUUUACAGCAGCCUCAGACCAACUGUUUGAAGAGAGCUUUCCCUGUGAACAAGUUAGCGUAUCUUUCCGUUUCCCUUCUUUUCCCCUGCCUCUGUUAGUGGUUAACACUCUUUGUCCUCAGGGAGCCUUAAUGAGGUUUUUAAUAUAAUCUAAAAAUAAAGCACUGGAGUGAAGUCUGUGAAAAUGUGUUCCUGGUCUGAUUUGGCGCCCUUCCAACCUGAGUAUUGUAAGGGAAGGAAAUUUACAAGAUUAAAUAGGAAAUGAAACAGCUUGAAUUUCAAACUAAAUAGUGAUUUCUGAGCUAUCCUUAAACUGAACAGUCGAAACUUUUAAAAAUGAUGGUUAUUUCUUUGUGCCCCCCCCCACUUGAUAUGGUUAGAUUUUAAUGGGAAAAUUAUAACUCAGAUUAAGUAAAAAACGUUUCCUUUUCCCCUGGUUUAAGUCUUAAGCAUUUGGGAUUGUUUGUUCUCUUAUUGAAAUCAUAUAGAAGGAAUGUAGGUAGUGAAGAGUCUAAUGUUUUGUUGAAAAUACACAUGGACUCUGUACGCCACCCCCACCCCCACCCCCCAGCAUCUAGCUUCCUGCCCAACAUGAAAUUAGCAAGCUUUCAGACAGACUGUGUGCUUCCAGGGGCUGGGCUCUUUUACACCUGAAGGUGGUUUAACUUUAUUCCAUACACAUCCAAAUGGGUGGGGCCAUUAGGCCACUGCCCUGGUGUGUCCCUAACAUUCCCACUGCUGGGCCUCUGUCUCCAUGACAACAAAAUAAAAACGAAGGUUGCUGCACUCACAGAGAGGCAAUGUGCGUGUGGCCCUUUCUUAUUUCACCAGAAGAUAAUGCAAAUCUGUGAGCUUCCUGUUUUUUUCCUCCAAAGCUCUCAGUCAGUGUGGAUGAUCUCGUGGUGUCUGGGUGCACGGGAAAGGCAGAUUGCUUCGGUGCCUCUCCAAAUGCCUCUCAUCCUGUCGUGACAUUUACUGCACGGAGCCCAGAGCAGGUCCAUCCUUAAGCCCUCCGCAGCGGCUCUCUCUUAUUUCUCAUUCUCCUUCCCAUGUGCUCCUCGCGCAUUUCGGGGCCUCUCUUGCCCUCAUUUUCCUCAGUCUGUCUCAGAAAUUGAUAUGGCUCUCUUUCUCACCUGGUGUCUUUAAUGCUUAACAAUAACAACUACACAUUGCUCUCUCAGAAUCGAGAAUCCGUACUUGAUGGCAACACGGAAAUGUUUUCAGUGAUCUUGUUUGCGUCUAAAAUGCAAAGAUGAAUAUUAAAGUCAGAAACAGUGCUUUAUUUUGAGCCCACUUUGGAUUAUUCACCUGACAAAACUGAUCUAAUACACGUUUUAUAUAUUCUUUAUUCUUAUUUCUUAUUAUGAGAAAAGGCUAGACUAAAAGAAUUGAGACAUAGCCCGUCUAUAAAAAUCUUUUGGUUCACUUAUGACGCAGGGCCAUCUUUAAAAACUUCAGGGACUGAAAAGAGAAAAAUCAUUAAUUAGCUGCAAGUGUAUAUCGAUUCCUCUCAGAAAAAUGGAAAUCAGCUCUUCACAGGUGUCCAGUCCUGGUAGCCAUUGGUCUCCAGAACUCUCCUUUCACACAAGUGUUUUUCUGAGUCUGUGAUACCUCAUUAACUAUCAUUUGGUGAUUAAAAGAACGUAAAGUAUGAGUAUGAUUAAGUGUCCUUCAUUUUAAACUCUUUAAGAAAUGAUUAGGGAAAAGUACCUAUUGCAGGCCCUUCUGGUUCCAGAUGAAACCUCCAUCACCUUUUCAGCCACAGUCAGGCCAAGUUCUACAUGCAGCAGUGGAAAGAUUUGGUUCCUUUAAAAUAGCACACUUCCUUGUUGCCUGCGUGCGAUUUUAUUUGAAGUGGCUGCCUCCCAUUGUACACACACUUCCUGGAUUCCUCCCCACGUCCGAGAGGAUUGAGCCUUUUACACUGGAGGCUCCAUCUCCUCUAAGUGGGCUGGUGUCCUCCGUGAGGUUGUCCGGUUUUAUUAUAUCUAAGUAUAUAAAAAGGGAAAGAAAACCACAUUCAAUUUCAGAACUUCUGUUUACAUUUUGUGUUUAUUUUUUUUCUAUUCUCAAGAAGAAAUAUAGGCCCAGGAGACCUUCUAAAUUAAACUCUGGGAGAUGGAAUAAUGCAAAUGUCCUCAGAUGACUAUUGCAUGGCUUUCCGGGAAACAUCAGAGCAGCGUAUCUGUACCGUUGUGGUGUUGUGUUGAAGUGGACAGGUUUAGCUCCGACUACAUGGCACUAAUUGGUAUGUCAGCCUCAGAGCUUGGAGAGUCCUUUGUUCAUUUUCAUAUGCAUCUUUUAUAGUCUGAGAGUAAGUUGCAAAAGCGGUUAUAUAAAUUCUUAUAAGCAUUGUUUCACUCGGUGUUUUUCAGAACACGCUGAGACGUGAUUCAUGGCCCCUUCGUGUAUAAGAAAUAUGCACACAGUAUAUUAUAUAUAUGACAGAUGAGCCCCCUACACAUUCAGAUGUCUUUACAAGAACCUGUAUUAGUGAUGAGAAAAUCCUUUCCUUCUGGGGAGAAGUUACUGGAAUCCCCUUAACUCUGAUCUAUGCAAGGUACCUGCUGUAGAACACCUUGGCGGAGAUGGUAGCCUACAGAGUCAGGCUGGCUCUCUCUCUCAACUCGUUAGGCUGCAAAUGUUCCUCCUGUCUCUGUAAUGAAAGUUAAAUGACAGUGAUAAGCUAGAGAGUGGAAACCUGUGCAGAUUCUUCAUUGAGUGUGUUGUUUUUUUGUUUUUUUUUUGGCACACGGGCUUAGUUGCUCCGCGGCAUGUGGGAUCUUCCUGGAGCUGGGAUCGAACCCGUGACCUCUGCAUUAGCAGGCGGAUUCUUAACCACUGCGCCACCUAGGAAGCCCCGAGUGUGUUUUAAAGGGACUAGCAGCAUGACUUGUUUGACUGCAAGAGCUCAUCUACCUCUUAACAGUUAAUAUUUAAAAAAAAAACGAAAGUACCUUCAAGGGUCAGGCUGUGACUGUAUACCUGCCCUCAGCUGCUUGGUCCAUCAAAAAUUUUUAAAUGAUCUAAGGUAAUGUUUAGGAGAUGUGUUUUAACUCCUGUGGUACUAUAAUUAAAAAAAAAAAAAAAAAAAGAGGCAGUCCAAGCAACAGAUUUAUCCAGGAGAUAAACAUGAUACUGUAUAGUUUUGGCAAAGGGAGGGGGAGGUGAAAUUUAGCCUUGGACUGAAAAAAUAACCUCUGCCCAUUUCUCCUGACAGCGGAGUUACUUGACUUGACUUCCAGUAAUAGCAGUCCAGGCAAUGUGAUUAUCUGAUUUGCAAGAAACAUGCAAGGAAUUCCGGGGUAUUUGUCCCAUUUUAUGUGCAAGUGAAAGCCUAAGAAAAAUUAGGAGGGUCUUACAUUUUUAAAGAGCCUCCACUUUUUCAGUCCAAGAGAAUGAUAAGUGAGCAACCUGUUAUGAUGAAGUUUCACUAGACAUAAUGAAGAAAGGGAAUAAAUAGAGCCAAGAAUCUCCAUCUUUCUCAGUCCUUCAGGAUUCUCUUAGCGCGUAAGGAAAAUGAUUUACUUUCCAAAUCUAGAAGGACUUCCAGUGGCAUAGAUCAACUUUAAUUUUUGGUCUGUACCAUCAGAAAUAACUAAUGUCUGUUUUCUUUCCUCUUAGAGUAUAAUCAAUUCCAGGUAAACUAGAAUGUUUGUGGCUUCCAGACAGAAGGUUCGGAAGUUUAAUAAAAAAAAAAAAUUUGAAAUCUUCUGUCCUUUCCUUUCAUUACCUGGAACAUUUUAGAUAGAUAGUUAAGAUUAAGAUGUGUCAUCACGUAGAUACUGGAAUUAAAACCAUGAAGUCUUAACAAAUUUAACAGACUUUUUAAAAAGUCAUUGCCAGUUCAUUUUCAGAUCGGUUUGGAUGGUUCUGGCGUCCAGUGUCUCAUCAAAAUGCUUCACAAUUGAAACAAACAAAAUUCUGGGUAGCUUUCCACAAACAGGCAUUCAAGUGCCAAGAAUUCAGCCAUUCCUAUCUGGGAAAUCCUGAGAUAGUAAUGAUUUCUUGAAAGAGCCUUCUCUAAUUGGCAGUUUUAAACUGUAGACCUUAAUCAUCUCCUUAAUCCUGCAAAAGAAACAAAGCAUGCCGGUUUUGAUGCCACUUCUUGAUUCAGGAAGUUUUCCAUGUUUUCGGGAGCAAAUUGUUUAAUGCGGUAGUUCGGAGGAAAUCAUCUUUAAAACAGCACACAGGGCUGAUCCUCUUUACUCAGAAUGGAAAUUAUCCAGGAAACUCCCUUGUCUUCUGUCACCGAGGAGAGCUGAGCACCCCUUCUUCCCCAAGGCAAGCCCAGAGCCCACGGAGCACCAGCUGGAGUGGGGCCGGGCCGGGGAGGGGGUGCCUCCCACUUCCGAAAUCCUCAGCAUCGGCAGCGCGUGGCUUCAUCUUCUCUUUGGGGCUUUACCCUUAAUUCAUCGUUACUACUUUUUUCAUGAAAUUUAUACUUUAAUAAUCAGUUUCACCCCUUGGAAAAUGUGGAAAGCAGGGCUUAAAUUUGUGUACCUCCGCUGACUUCGCCUAUGAGGUUAUUACCUAGUUUAGGAAACUUAAUGUUAAGGGUCAUACACGUGAUGUCAGAGUGCCCGAUCGAUUCAGUGUGGGGAGAAUUAGCAGCAGCUGGCUAGUCAGAGCAGCUGAUGGGUGGCCUUGUGUUUUAAACCAUUUGUUGUGUUGUGUAGACGGAGCUUUAGUGCCCUGGAAAAGACUAUUUUUUUUUUUUACUCUCAUCCAGCAGCUCAAUCUUUCCAUCCUCUCAUGUUAUGACUCACUCACAUAAUUGUCCAUCAUACCUCUGACCUGCUUAAGAACUGACGUCACGCGUCUUGUCUUCUCUGAUCGAAGCUGACUCCUUGCCUUAUUUCUUUUCUUCUUCUCAUUUUGCUGCAGUCUCUCCCUUAAAGACGCGGGGCACCAGCCGCCUCCUCAGUGCAUGUGACACGCCUUCCCGUGGCGCCUCACCUGGUCACAGCAGUAAGGUUUGCCCACCACAUCCAACAGGGAAAGCAAUAGGCAACCAAUACUAUCAGAUAACACAAAGGCUAAUUUUGGAGGAACAAGGCCAGUAUUUCCAGAGAGGAAAUGGGCAGUACUAGCUUACAGGGGCAACAUGACUGCGUAAAAAAAUGUUUGUUACUGUUGGCAAUGGGGCAGUUUAAGUGUCAGAUCUUCCCUUAGGUUGUAAUAGAACAUACGUUAUGUAAAACCCCAAGUCUAAAAUCUUGACGAGAAACAGCUGUGGGGAUAGAUGAGCUUCAGACAUUUAAAAAAUACAAAGUAUUAAAAAAAAAAAGCUAAGCCGUUUUACCAGCAAUUCUUAUUUCUCCUAAGAAUGUCAUGCCUUUUCAAGACCUGAUGCAAGGAGUAAGAUAUUGUGCCUUCCUAUAAUAGCGUCUAUUAUGAAAAAAAUCAAAUUAAGUUGCUUACAGUUUCAGCCGCCUUGUUACACUAUAAACAGCCCAAGUUUAUAGCCAUGGCUUCCCUGCAUGAUGCAUCGCUUGAUUACCUGUGAUGAAAUAUUGUAAUGGUGGUUUGCCAAGCUAAUAUGGGUGUUUGAAGACUUUAUUUUUGCAGUCUUAACCUUGGGCUGGACCUAAGUCUAUAUAUAAACUGUAUGAUGUCUGUAUUGUUUGUAGAUUCUGAUGAAAGAAAACUCAAGCUUUUGAUUUUUGUUGUAAGAUUUUUCUUUUUAUAUUUAGGCUGGCAAUAGAUAGUUUGCAAGUAGUGGUUGAGUUGGCAUACUUUUAAACUAUGUUGUUUAGCUUGACUAUUCUCUACUAAACUUUUAUAGAGUAAAAUAACAUGCUAAGUCACUACAAAAUUUGUUGUAAGGAGAGUGUAAACAUUUUGUUAAUAAAAUGGUAUGUUUACAGA
Hippopotamus amphibius kiboko is the source of this 9465-nucleotide messenger RNA. It is a transcript of the gene RAB22A, whose product is annotated as RAB22A, member RAS oncogene family. The transcript has 6 exons. NCBI's taxonomy places the organism in Eukaryota, Metazoa, Chordata, Mammalia, Artiodactyla, Hippopotamidae. Gene Ontology annotation, molecular function: GTP binding; GTPase activity. The record is from RefSeq and is a predicted model, not a curated record. Bases 1795 to 2319 code for a protein of 174 amino acids.